ACACCAUGUUCCAAUCACAGAGUAUGAAAGAACACGAUUUUUGUUUUCAAAUGUUGUCAUUGCCGUGAUCGCUCACACGAUUCAAUGAGAAGAUCUGAUUGAAGAUGAGGCAUGCUUUUUCCCCACGCUAGCCAUCGUAGUGUCUGUCUUCCCGUUGGUCUUGAUGCAGCUAGAAUCGCAGUCUCCCAGUACGAGUGUACAUCCAGUUUUUCCACAACUCAGAGUUCGUCACAUCUGAGAAAUCUGCAAUUUCAUGCAUUCCAUGACAUUUUGCUUUCGCUUCGCGCCAUCUUUGCUAAGAACUUGAUUUCAGAUUCUCCUGCAGAACUAUCAUAUUUGCAAGAAGUUUCAUGCCCAGCACUUAUGCACACGAAUUGUGACAAUACGAAGGUAAUAUCAGUUUUCUUCGGGAGAGCUGGACAUUCGGAUUGAAGAGAGGGCCUCCUGUACGCGUUGAAGGAGAGAGGAGAAGAGAAAGGAAGGGGCAGGUGCGUCCAUCGUCAGUCACGCUGCUGCACUUGCGACACGACUUGUGAAAUGGACUCCGCACACGAGGAACCGGAGCUUCCCUCCGCCAUCCAGGACCUUCUACAGCGUCUGGAAGGACAAGGCGAGCCUUUAACGCAGCUUCCCCGUUUAAGCGGGCCAGAAUUUCUGGAGUUCUUUCCGGAGCGUGCAUCACUUUCGACAAUCACAGGGUGGCGAAGCCAAGUGCGCCUUCGAGUGCUGGAGGCAAUCGGCAACUGCAACACCUUUGAGAGUCUGAGUGUGUAUUAUCUUUGCGGGGGAGAUGUAUCGAGGUUGACGGCAAGCGAGUGGGAGAUCGUUUUCAGAGGUUUCAGGUCAAGCACCGUUCUAAAUGAAAUAACCCUUUAUGAUUUGAAAUGGAGUUCAGAUGCGGAAGUGGAGACCUUGUGCUUAGAGCUGGGGAGAAUUCUGAACUCCUCUAGCGUAUCAACAUUAGAACUGUGGAAUUGCAGAUUGAGUGCCAGAUGUUGGUCGAAUCUCGCCUCAGGACUGCGAGGACAUUCCGAUUCUAAACUCCAGUCUUUAGAAUUACAUAGGGCGUGGGAGGACGAGAGUGCGGUGAAGCAUGUGGCUGAGAUGAUCAACAGUGCUCCUCUAUUAGAAACGUUGGAAUUAGAGGACUUUCGGGAGGACAUGGAGGACGAGAACGUUGGAAUCCUGUCCCAGGCGUUGAUCCAGAGCUCGUCGUUGAAGGUAUUGGUCCUGAGAGGCCAGGUGAAGUGGGGAGGGCCCUUGUUGCUGAAAGCAUUGGCCGGAGACAAUCGCAACCGAUCCAUUGAACGUCUUCGGCUAUCGUCUAUAAAGGGAGUAGGAGACAAUCGCAACCGAUCCAUUGAACGUCUUCGGCUAUCGUCUAUAAAGGGAGUAGGAGACUGUUUAAGGGAAAUUCUUAUUUCCAACCGAUCAUUGAAGAAAGUGGAGUUGUCCGACUUGCAGAUGAGUCCUGAGGAAUGGCACCAGCUCGGCGAAGUCAUACGUGACAAUGCUAUAGCGACAACUAUACUUGUUUGGUUUCGAUUGGGGAAUGAUGACUGGAAGUCAAUAGAAGCUCUUGCUCGUUCUGCUAGCUCCGAAGUCAACGACCCCACACUGGAGCUUGUACUCCAUCAGGGAGUGAAAGAUGAUCUGAUGUUAUCAUUAAACCUAUUAGGGAGGGUGCUGCGCGGUGAAAUCAAAUCUUUAAAAUCUCUGAGUGUGUUGAGGAAGGGUGGAAAAAUCUUCACUUUCAGUAUCCUCCCGAUGAAUGGGAAAACUGGAGAAACCUCAGUCCAGAAUAGACUAGAAUUAUCUGUUCGAAGCGAAUAUCUUUCAAAGGGAGUAUGGGAGGAGCUGCUUCGGUGCAUGCGAGGGAACCACCUCACUCACUUGGAUUUGUGUCACUCCAGACUCGACCAGGAGGCGUUCAGGGACGUGAUGGGAGUACUGCAAGUGAACUCGGCUCUCAUCAAGGACCCCACACUGGAGCUUGACCUCCAAGCACGGAGUGAAGAUGAAGUGAUGUUAUCAUUAAACCUGUUAGGGAGGGUGCUGCGCGGUGAAAUCCAAUCUCUAAAAUCUUUGAGUGUGUUGAGGCAUGGUGGAAAAAUCUUCACUUUCAGUAUCCUCCCGAUGAAUGGGAAAACUGGAGAAACCUCAGUCAAGAAGAGAUUGGAAUUAUCUGUUCGAAGUGAAGAUCUUUCGAAGGGAGUAUGGGAGGAGCUGCUUCGGUGCAUGCGAGGGAACCACCUCACUCACUUGGAUUUGUCUGACUCCGAACUCGACGAGGAGGCGUUCAGGGACGUGAUGGGGGUCCUGCAGGUGAACUUGGCUCUCCAGGAAAUCGACGUCUCACGAACAUCGUGGGCAACGGACGGAAAGGCGGCGCUGAUUCAAGACGCCCUGCAGCAGAACAAGGAGCGGGCCAUCUACAUGUCCGUGUUCCGAGAAGCCAACUUAACAUUCGGAGAUGCAAACGCUGGCCGACUCUUCUUAUGCGGCUCUCCUCGAGCAGGAAAAACUCAAUUGCGUAAAACUUUGAUGAGGAUAAAUCAUAGCUGGCUACACAGAAGCAAUCUGUUCAAUAGAUGGGAGGUAUUGUGGAGGACCAAAGGGAUUGAAGUGGAGUUUUUGCCAAAAAAUGACGAAAUGCAAAUCUCAGUUUGGGAUCUUGCAGGACAAUGGAUUUUUCGUACCCUUCAAACUGUACUUUUCCCUCAAACCAACAAUUUCUGUGUUUUUCUUUUUGUGUAUAGCCCCUUCUGUGAGGAAAAAUCUUCAAAGAAACCAGACGCUUGUUUUGAAACUGAGUUGGAGGAUUGGUUGAGUUUCUUCACAUCUAGCAUUAGGGUCACUGGACGUGACCUUCCCCAAGUUUUUGUUGUCAUUUCACACAAGGACAAAGCCAUAUAUAGCUCUGUGAGUUGGGCUCAGUCAAUAGUUGAAAAACUCACCCAAAGAUUCGCAAAUUAUGUGGAUCUCCGCCCUAUUCAAGAGUGUUUUCAUGUGGAUGCUAGGAAGAAGAAGCAAGUUAGCUCUCUUAACAGACACAUUUUUGAGAAUUUUCACAAGUUGUUGAGUGAGAAAUCCCCACAGGUUCCCAAAUUGUGUUUACAACUCACCUCUCUCUUGGUUACAAACACCAAGAAGAACAAAAGUUUUCCUUUGUGGCUAUCCAAAAAGUUUUAUGAUUUUUGUGUUUCCGAUUUGAAAAAAUUUAUUCCAUCUUCUUCUGCUCACUCUGUUGAACAUUCAAGGAUAAUGCAAUCUAUCAUAUCCUAUUUGAAUGAUGUUGGAUCCAUCAUUUACAUCCCCAACCUUGAUUACAUCAUUGUCGAUCCCAACUGGCUCACUAAUACCUUCUUGGGUGAGCUAAUAGCUUUGGGUCAAAACUUUCAAGCUCAAGAGCCAGAGUCUUCUUAUAGACUGAGCUCAUACGCAAGCAAGGACGGAUUUGUGAGUGAGAGUGUCUUUGUUCGGUUGAUAGAAAAGUUUCUGGGAAACCAAUCACAUGGACAGAGAGGUGUGGAUAGAGAGGAGCUUGAAAACAUACUUGUCAAUUUAGAUUUGUGUUUCAAGCUCAAAGAUACUUCUCAGUAUUUCAUUCCUUCCUUCAUCCCGGAGCAUGCAAGCAAGGAAGAACAGAAGCAUGAAGAAGGGGCACACGUGGACUCAAUGUUUUGGGAUAAUAGGAGUGAGACUUCACAGUUUGUCGGCAUUCGGAUUCAGUGCCAAGAUGAAAUAACAAUGUCCCUGACUGCUGCUUUUUUUCCACGCUUCCAGAUGUUCAUGAGACGCAAGUUGAUAUCCGAGGAGAUGGGUGGUUUUGAGGAGAAUGUUAUCUGCUCUCGACAUUAUCUGCGACUUUUCCUUGACGGGCAUCAAAUAUAUAUCGAGCACAUUCAGAGUGAAAAGUCCCACAAAUACGUAGAUGUUCUGAUGUUAUGCUCGAGUCAGAAGUCAAAGGAGGCAGCUAUUACAUAUGUGAGGAAGCAUAUCGUCCAAGAGUUGAUAUCAUUUUGCGCAUCAUCAAAAGGCUGUCCAGGGGUGGCGUUAGUGCUCGGUGUGAUCCAGACUUUUUGCGUGGAGAGGCUGAUUCCAAGUCGUCUUAGAAAAGUCAUUCUGAUCGAGACCCUGAAAUCGGACUUCAUUCGUAGCAUCAAUGGCAAACUUGAGGAAAUGCCGUUGGAAAAGUCGUACUUGACGGAGAAGGCAGAGUUGUUUCACUUUGAGCACUGUUGGCCUCCGAUUGGAAAAGACACCGGCCGAAUAUCUGAACUAGCAAGGGAUUUGUUGUGGGAGAGCGAUGUGGAAGAAGUUGUGAAUAAGAUUCACCAGAAUCGAAUUCAACAAUUGGAGUCAUUGGAGGAAGCUAUAAUUAGCGUGGAUAAUGGUUUGGCUCAAUGUUAUCCUGAAGCUGAAAAGAUGGUUAGCGGCUCCGAUGCCCCCCAAAUGAAAGACCUCAAAACACUCUCAUCCAGGUUCUUGAGUAGAUCCAGCACAAGUGUGGAGAAUCGUUCGACUCGACUAAUUUUGUUUGGGAUUGAGCAACUAAAAGGAGAGGUUCAGGGUUUGCAUAGAAAGGUUGAUGAUUUGCAUGAUGCUAUGCAAAGAGUGGACAGGAAAAUGGAACACAUACUCUCUGUGCACCAAGAACUGCAGUCAAAGUUGAGUGUCUUCAUGUCUAAGGUGGACAGGAGCAUUGGCUAUUCGCAAGUGUUUCAGCAGGGGAAAACGCCCAAACGACCUUACGUUACGGAUGAUGUGGGACAUUUCCAUAGGUUGAGUGCAGGUCUGCAUGUCGGGAAAAUUGUUCGACUUCACUUGAUGUGUGAGUCGAUGACUGGGUUUCACACUGUCAAAGAUCAAGAAGGGUUGAAGUUACGAUUGGAUUUGGAGAAGAGAGAGUGGAUUCGGAGAACUAUUGAAAUUUCAUACAAAGUAAUAUAUUAUGGUGCAAAGGCUGCACUGACUAAGUUCUGCGGGUUGGGCGAAGCGAUUCCGGCCUGGGCAGAUUUGGAAUCGGAUAUUGUUAAACUGGAUGGUAUUAGCAGUGAAGAUCGCAGGGCAGUUCUAACAGGUGGGGAUAGCAAGGAGCUGCAAGAAGCAUGGUUGAGGAUUCAGCAAAUUCUUGCGCCUGAGCUUGAAAAUUGCUAUUCCAAAAUCUUCAAGUUGUAUCAGGUGAAGUACGUGAGUUUAAAAAAAGGUGGGCAUGCAUGGGUGUGCGAGGAGUGCAUGAAUAAAGGCCUGCGUUGUGGAAUUUUGACAUGUUAGGAUUUAGAAGAGGUUAGAAUGCCACUAUGCAAUUGACAAGCAUAUGUUUAGACCCAUAUGCAAUAUACAACUCUGCAAAUUGUUCCUUGCAGUUUUCAC
Messenger RNA from Marchantia polymorpha subsp. ruderalis, 5376 nucleotides. The record is from the annotation of a GenBank genome assembly. Lineage: Eukaryota; Viridiplantae; Streptophyta; Marchantiopsida; Marchantiales; Marchantiaceae.